Molecule: messenger RNA, 1116 nt
Organism: Letharia lupina
Lineage: Eukaryota; Fungi; Ascomycota; Lecanoromycetes; Lecanorales; Parmeliaceae
Exons: 7
Coding region: 1-1116 (371 amino acids)
Source: RefSeq, a predicted model, not a curated record
AUGCCAGACGAAAUGAAUUAUCCCGACUGGCCGGCCCUUGCUCCGCCUCCCGGUGUACUUUCAAACUUCAAUGAUCCGAAGACUUUGUCGACCAGUCUCCUAACCGACAACGCUAUCUUUCUCUCCUUGAUGCUCAUAGUCGUCGGAAUUCGACUUUAUUCUCGGGCUUUCCUGUCGCACGCCGUAGGAUGGGAUGACUAUAUGUGUCUUCUGGCCGCGCUUUGCUCAGCCGCGCAUAGUUUCAUGACUCUCUGGAUCAUUCAAUAUGGAUUUGGGAGGCAUCUGUGGGACAUUCGCGCAAUCACUCUGCUUCCGUCUCAUCUGAAACAAAUGGGCUCCAUGGGCAUCAUCGGAUCCGCCUCAACAUUGAGCAUUAAAAUAUCGAUCUUCUUAUUCUAUCUCCGCCUUUUCCGUGUGAAUCAACGGUUCAGGUACUGGGUCCAUUCCGGCAUGCUCUUCUGCAUCUUAUAUACGGCAACUUAUUGGGCAUUCCAAACCGCCAGCAUAAUUGAAUGCAACACGCCACAGAGUCUGGACAUCGCAAUCUGUGCCAACAGUGACAUUACUACCGUUAUAGUUACCGUGAUCAAUGUCGUGGCCGAUUUUUAUGUUCUCGCUUUGCCUAUUGGAAUAGUCGGACGACUUAAUGUUAAACGUACCAAGAAACUUGGCCUUAUAGCCGUCUUUCUGUGCGGUCUUAUCGCAAGUCUUGCAAACGUCGCAAAACUAAUUUAUGCGACUUUGCAUCUCCAUGACCAAGAUUCCCUCUGGUCCGCUGCAUUAACGACUGAAUUCGCUAUCGUCGAGAUGAACCUUGGCAUCAUCGCGGCCUCUAUGCCAGCACUGCCGCAAUUCUUUGCUAAAGCCCGGAUUUUCCAUGCCUCCACUUAUAGCUUUUUGCAUCGCUUACUCAACAGACGUGACCCGUCAUCCCUCUCCUGGUUCGGUCAGUCAUCAAAAAGCCUGGCUUCGGGGUACCCAGAAAGGCAGCGUGGUCCUGCUGUUCGAGGUGAGAGCGAGACUGAAGUACAGAGCUUGCCCGAUAUACGAGCAUACACGAGGAUCGACGUGAGUCAUGAUGACAUCGACCUCGGCGGAGGACUUGCGCAGACCUAG